AUGACAACCCUCAACACCCCCAACUUUGCCGCCCCCUCCUCCCAUGGCCGCCCCUCCUCACCCCCUCAAUCCCAAACCUCCUCACCCAUCUCCCCAAAGUCCACAAACCACGCCUUCCCCUCCAUCUCCACCAACCUAUCCAACCUAUCCAACAACCCCCCUCCUCCCCGCCUCACCACCACCUCUUCCCAACCGUCCCCCUCUUCUAAACAAGACGACGACGAUAUCUCCGACGACGACGUAUCCAACCUCCCCUUCCCCACCGCCCUCCCCCGCCCCUCCUUCCUAACCCCUCACUUCUCCCCCCUCGCCUACCUCGACUCUCUCUACGCUUCUUCCUCUUCUCCCGAUCCAACCAACGCCACCGUCACCACUAUCACACCCUUCAGCCAAAGACACCAAACCCUCCCUGACCUGCGUUCGGAACUGCAUACUCGCAGCCUGGCAAUCAGUUCCGAACUGCUGGAACUCGUCAACGCGAACUACACCUCCUUUUUGAGUCUAGGGGAUGAACUGAAAGGGGGAGAAGAGCGGGUGGAGGAUGUGCGGGUUGCUGUGCUGGGGUUCAGGAGGGCAGUGGAGGAGGUUCGGACCAAAGUUAGAGAAAAGAGGGGGGAGAUUGGAGAGCUGGUCAAGGAGUUGGGAUACGUGCGGGGCGGAGUUGAGUGGGGGAGGGGAGUGUUGGAAUUGGGGGAACGGGUGGAGGGGUUGGAGGUGAAAUUGAAUAUGGGGAGUUUGGGGAGUACGGGGGGAAGUGGCGGGGCGGGAACAGGAGCGGGAGCGGGAGUGGAAGCGUGGGUGAAAAAGGGGACGAUUAAUGCAGAAGAAGAUCGGGUGGGGGAAGAGGAUGAAUAUGAAGGGUGGGAUGAUGGAUCGGAGGAUUUCAAGGAGGAAGUGGUUGACGAUGAUGGGGAAGGUGACGAUGAGAGAGAAGGGUUCGUGGCAAGUAGUCCGGCGGAGUUGGAGGCGCUGGCGAAAGAAUAUGUCAAGAUUGAGCAGAUGGCGGAUAGAUUGGGUGGGCACGAGGUGCCGUUUGUGAGGAAGAUGGAGGAAAGGAUGAUUAGGUGCCGGAAUACGAUCCUGUUGGAUUUGAGUACCGCGUUGAAGGAGGCGAGGAGGGCUGGGGAGAGGGGCAAGAAGAGGGUGGUUAGGUAUUUGGGUGUUUAUAGACUGUUGGACGCGGAGCAGGAGGCUGUUAGGGUGUUGAAGGAGAAAUAAGUCCGAUGUUAGAAGCAGAUAAUGGAUGGUUCAUGUAAUAGAAGGCCGCUGCUAAGGAGUUAAAAGUACAGUUCUGAAGGACAAUUAAUACACAUAAUACAC
Molecule: messenger RNA, 1320 nt
Organism: Neurospora tetrasperma FGSC 2508
Lineage: Eukaryota; Fungi; Ascomycota; Sordariomycetes; Sordariales; Sordariaceae
Exons: 1
Coding region: 1-1218 (405 amino acids)
Biological process (GO): intra-Golgi vesicle-mediated transport; Golgi organization; protein transport
Cellular component (GO): COG complex; membrane
Source: RefSeq, a predicted model, not a curated record